AAUGCAGACGGUGAAAUUGUUUAUUUAUUUAAUUUAUACCGUUGUUGCAGUGAAAGGCGUGUCAUUAAAACGCGAUCCAAAUGGUUACCUAACAUACUGUCCUUGCAUGGGACGCUUUGGUAACCAGGCGGACCAUUUUCUGGGCUCACUUGCCUUUGCUCAAGCGCUAAAUCGCACACUUAUACUGCCACCUUGGGUGGAAUAUCGGAAGGGUCAAAUGCGUUCCCAUCAAGUGCCGUUUGAUACCUACUUUGAAGUUGAGCCGCUGCAGGAGUAUCAUCGUGUGGUACUCAUGUCCGACUUCAUGAAUCAGCUUGCAAAAGAAGUCUGGCCUGCCGAUGAACGUAUAUCCUUCUGUUACAUGGAACGCAAGAGUUUGCAGCAGGAAAGGAACAAUCCAGACAAACCUAGCUGCCAUGCUAAAGAUGGCAAUCCUUUUGGACCCUUCUGGGAUACAUAUAACAUAGAUUUUGUGGGCUCUGAGUUCUAUGGCCCGCUACACUUUGAUGUACACCACAGUGCCAUAGCAACCAAGUGGCAACACAAUUAUCCUGCCGACAAGUAUCCAGUGCUGGCAUUCACUGGUGCGCCCGCCAGUUUUCCUGUGCAGCAUGAAAACCGUGAGCUGCAAAAGUAUCUACAAUGGAGCCCUAAGUACAGAGAAGCAGCUCGAGAAUUUAUACGCAAAGAAUUGCCGCGUGGUGCUUUCAUUGGGCUACAUUUGCGCAACGGCAUCGACUGGGUGCGUGCCUGUGAACACAUCAAAGAUAGCCAGCAGCUGUUUGCAUCUCCGCAAUGCUUGGGAUAUAAAAAUGAGCGUGGCCAGCUGUAUCCCGAGCUUUGCAUGCCAACUAAGGAGGCCAUAAUUCGCCAGCUGAAGCGCACUAUAAAGAAUGUGCGUCAAACCCAGCCGAACAAUGAGGUCAAGUCAGUAUUUGUGGCGUCAGAUGCGAGUCAUAUGAUUGAUGAGCUAAGCUCUGCACUAAACCGCAUGGACAUUAGCGUACACAAGCUACCUCAGGAUAAUCCCUAUUUAGACUUGGCUAUAUUAGGACAAUCGAAUCACUUUAUAGGCAACUGCAUCUCAUCGUAUAGUGCAUUUGUCAAGCGAGAGAGGGACUCGCAUGACUUUCCCUCCUACUUUUGGUCAUUUCCUAAGGAAAAGGAACGUCAUCAGACAAAGGUUCACGAAGAGCUAUAGAUUUACAUAUAAUUGAUAUGUAAUAAUAUUUAAGUACCUAACGGAAUACUAUUAAGCAUAAUAAAAAUCUCUAAAAUGUAGUAUAGAAGAACAGAA
This is a messenger RNA of Drosophila busckii, 1297 nucleotides long. RefSeq names its product GDP-fucose protein O-fucosyltransferase 1. Lineage: Eukaryota; Metazoa; Arthropoda; Insecta; Diptera; Drosophilidae. Gene Ontology annotation, molecular function: peptide-O-fucosyltransferase activity. Gene Ontology annotation, biological process: protein O-linked glycosylation via fucose; Notch signaling pathway. The transcript is spliced from 2 exons. The coding region runs from base 2 to 1201 and encodes 399 amino acids. The record is from RefSeq and is a predicted model, not a curated record.